GGCGUUCUCUCUUUCACGCUCGAGUGUCAACUAUAAAGUUACUAUAAUACUGUCUAAAUUGGAAACAUUUUGUGUUAACGAUUUUGAAUAUUAUUGUACCGAAAUAAUUAAUCAUAUUAUUAAAAAUGGCAAUGCAUUCUGCAGUUAAGGGUAAACUAUUAGCUGUGAUCGGAGACGAAGAUACGUGCGUUGGUUUCUUGUUAGGUGGUAUCGGCGAAAUAAACAAACACAGACACUCAAAUUUCAUGGUUGUUGACAAAAAUACAGCAAUAAUUGAUAUUGAAGAAUGUUUCAAAGGAUUUGUCAAACGGGAUGACAUUGACAUAAUACUUAUCAACCAAAAUGUUGCUGAAAUGAUUCGUCAUGUAAUUGAAGGACACACACAACCAAUUCCAGCUGUCCUGGAAAUUCCUUCCAAGGAUCACCCAUAUGACGCUAGUAAAGAUUCAAUUUUGCGUCGUGCUAAAGGAAUGUUUAAUCCAGAGGAUGUAUGAUAAAUUCAUUUACCAAAUUGUUUUAUCAUUUGUUUUUAUUGUUAGAUUGGUCACUUUUAUUUUAACAUUCCAUUUCAAAUUAUUUAUUAUAUA
Melanaphis sacchari is the source of this 587-nucleotide messenger RNA. It is a transcript of the gene Vha14-1, whose product is annotated as V-type proton ATPase subunit F. Gene Ontology annotation, biological process: proton transmembrane transport. The record is from RefSeq and is a predicted model, not a curated record. Gene Ontology annotation, molecular function: proton-transporting ATPase activity, rotational mechanism. Gene Ontology annotation, cellular component: membrane; proton-transporting V-type ATPase, V1 domain. The coding region runs from base 126 to 494 and encodes 122 amino acids. The transcript has 5 exons. Lineage: Eukaryota; Metazoa; Arthropoda; Insecta; Hemiptera; Aphididae.